Messenger RNA from Alosa sapidissima (American shad), 6995 nucleotides. RefSeq names its product protein diaphanous homolog 1 (gene diaph1). Gene Ontology annotation, cellular component: actin filament; cytoplasm. The record is from RefSeq and is a predicted model, not a curated record. Lineage: Eukaryota; Metazoa; Chordata; Actinopteri; Clupeiformes; Clupeidae. Gene Ontology annotation, molecular function: actin binding; small GTPase binding; microtubule binding. Gene Ontology annotation, biological process: actin filament polymerization; actin cytoskeleton organization.
UACUAGCGCUAACCUGCCCGAGAGACAGGAAGAGGAGAAUUGCUUUGUGUGUGGAGUAGGCUCACUCGUUUAACUUUGGCAAAAUGGGAAAUGCUUUUGAAAAGCAAUGAACAUGAAUGUCAACGGAAGAAUAAUGAAAAACCGACGAAUAAAGCGACUAUUUUGAUGGACAUAGUUAAUUUCAACGAGACGGAUAGUUUUUUUUAGCUGCGUCCUAGCGUGACACAGUUGGCAGCACAACUAACGUUAAGCUCAGCGAGGCAGAGGCUCUCUCAAACUUGGGAGGAUUACCAGAAGAUAUAACAACACUCCAAUUGAUGCUUGCUGAGCUACAGUUCUUCGAGAUGUUAAUGUUCCUUACUCGAAAGCAACGCAGAAGGAUUACAAAAAAGUUUAAAUAAGAGCGACGUGCGUCUAUUUGAGGGGUUCAUAUUUAAAUUUCCCUCCUUUUUUUAGCCUAGGGCAGAACCAGAAAAGGGGUUCACAGAAAUCAAUCAACAGUUUUGGGGUCCAGUUUGAAAUUCAGGAGACCAGACAGUUUGCGGCGCUUGGGGAGAGUUUGUUUUGAUGUAAUCACGACGGUGUCUGUCUAGUUACAAGGAAACACUCACUAUUUGAAUAGUUCGGUUGUUUUAAUUUUUUACUUUUCAUAAGAACACACUAGCCAUGGAUCCAAAUUCGGGGAAUGGGGCAUCAGCCCCUGUUUCUAAAGGAGGAAAAGAGAAGAAGCCUAAGAAAAAUUAUGAGGAUGGAGAUGGCAAGAAAAAGUUUAAACUUAAAAGGCUGAUUCCUGAUGAGCUGGAGCGCUUCACCAGCAUGCGCCAGAAGAAGGAGAAGGAGAAGCCGAGUCACCACCCGGGCCAGAGGCACUCGACCGCCGCCCAGUACGAGGUGCCCGCCGGCGCCGCCAUGCUGCACGAGCACCCAGACGAGUACGUGCUGGACCUGUUCGAGAAGAUGCUGGUGGACAUGAAUCUGAAUGAGGAGAAACAGCGGCCCUUGCGGGAGAAGGACAUCAGCAUCAAGAGGGAGAUGGUGUCUCAGUACCUGCAUACCUCCAAGGCUAGUCAAAACCAGAAAGAGAGCUCCAAGUCUGCACUGAUUUAUAUUCAGGAGCUGAAGAGUGAACCCCGAGACACACAGCUGCUCAGCGUCCUGGAGUCUCUGAGGGUUUCUCUCAACAAUAACCCAGUCAGUUGGGUGCAGCAGUUUGGGGAUGAAGGCUUAGCUUUGCUGCUCAACAUCCUGAAGAAACUCCAAGAAGAGGAACCGAACAUGGACCCGAGGAGCAUGGAGGUCAAGUGUCAGCAUGAGAUCAUCCGCUGCAUCAAAGCGUUCAUGAACAACAAGUAUGGUCUGAAAGCCAUGUUGGUGUCGGCCGAGGGCAUUCCUCUCCUGGUGAGAGCCAUGACCCCCAAGGUGCCACACAUGAUGGUGGACGCUAUCAAGAUCCUGUCCGCCAUCUGCAUCCUGGACCACCCCGAUAACCUGCAUGAGAGAGUUUUGGAGUCCCUAACAGAGAUAGCGGAAGAACGGGACAUUGAGCGGUUUGAAUAUCUACUGACUGGCAUGCGUAAAAACAACAUUGCACUCAAGGCUGUAUGUAUGCAGCUGGUCAACGCCCUGAUCUCCCGUGGCGAGGAGCUGGACUUUAGGAUCCACAUCCGCUCAGAGCUCAUGAGGCUCGGCCUGCGCGACCUGCUCAAUGAACUGAGGAACAUUGAGAAUGAGGAGCUGAAGGUGCAGUUGCAAGUGUUUGAUGAGCAGGCGGAGGACGACUCGGAGGACUUCAGGGCUCGGCUGGACGAUGUCCGCAUAGAGAUGGAUGAUACGACGGAGGUGUUCCAGAUCCUUCUGAAUACGGUGAAGGACUCCAAGGCCGAGGGCUACUUCCUGUCCCUGAUGCAGCACCUGCUGCUGGUGCGCAACGACUACAUGGUCAGGCCACAGUACUACAAACUGAUAGACGAAUGCAUUGCCCAGAUUGUGCUGCACAGGAACGGGGCCGACCCGGACUUCAAGUGCCGCAACUUGCAGAUCGAAGUGGAGAAUCUCAUCGACAAAAUGGUGGACAAGACCAAAGUGGAGCUCAGCGAGGCCAAGGCUGUGGAGCUGGAGAAGAAGCUGGACGCGGAGCUGACGGCGCGGCACGAGCUGCAGGCGGAGCUGAACAAGAUGGAGAGUGACCUCAAGCAGCAGCUGCAGGAGCUGAGCGCCGAGAAGGAGCGCCUGGGCUCGGAGAAGGGCGAGAAGGAGAAGGAGAACCAGGGCCUGCAGGGCCGCAUCAGCGAGCUCAGCGACAAGAUUGAGAAGCUCUCCAAAGACCUGGAGGAAGCCAAGACCAAGGUCAUCACCGUGACUGUGCCCGUGCCCGUGCCUGCGUCAGUACCCUCCGGUCCUGGCCAUCCCGGGGUGCCCUCUGCUCCUCCACCUCCGCCACCUCCUCCGCCCCUCCCAGGUCAGACCGGCCCCCCACCCCCAGUGCCAUGCCCCGCCGCCCUGCCCAUCCCACCGGGACCACCACAGCCUGGCAUGCCCGCUCCCCCACCACCGCCCCCUUUACCGGGCAUGCCUGCUCCCACCGCCACCCCCCCACUCCCGGGCAUGCCCGGUCCGCCACCACCCCCACCCUUGCCAGGCAUGUCCGGUCCCCCUCCGCCACCCCCACUGCCAGGCAUGGCUGGCCCCCCUCCUCCUCCACCUCUCCCUGGGAUGCCGGGGAUGCCCCCUCCACCACCUCCUCCGCCCGGCGGCCCUGGCGCACCCCCUCCGCCACCUUUCAUGGCGGGCAUGCCUCCCCCUCCACCCGGGGGCUUCGGAGGCUGGCCCGUCAAAGCUCUGCCCUUCGGCCUGGAGCCUAAGAAGGAGUACAAGCCAGAGGUCCAGCUGAAGAGAGCCAACUGGUCUAAGAUUGGCCCAGAGGACUUGUCUGAGAACAGCUUCUGGACCAAGGUGAAGGAGGACCGUUACGAGACCAGUGAGCUCUUAGCCAAACUGACCCUCAGCUUCUCCUCACAGACCAAGACUUCAAAAGCUAAGAAGGACCAGGAUGGGGCGGAUGAGAAGAAGGUGGCCCAGAAGAAGAAGGUGAAGGAGCUGAAGGUCCUCGACUCCAAGACCUCACAAAACCUGUCUAUUUUCCUGGGUUCAAACCGCUUGCCAUAUGAGGACUUCAAAACUGCCAUCCUGGAAGUGAAUGAGAAAGUGCUCACUGAGAACAUGGUGCAGAGCCUGAAUAAGCUGUUGCCAGAGCCUGAGCAGUUGAGUGUGUUGGCUGAGUUGAAGGAUGAGUACGACGACCUGGCCGAAUCAGAGCAGUUUGGAGUCGUGAUCAGCUCGGUGAACCGGGUGAAGCCGCGCCUGAACUCCAUCCUGUUUCGGCUGCAGUUCGAGGAGCAGCUGAACAACCUGAAGCCGGACGUGGUGGCCGUGUCGGCCGCCUGCGAGGAGAUGCGCCAGAGCAAGUCCUUCUCCAAGCUGCUCGAGCUCAUCCUGCUCGUGGGCAACUACAUGAACGCCGGCUCGCGCAACGGCAAGGCCUUCGGCUUCAGCAUCAGCUACCUGUGCAAGCUGCGAGACACCAAGUCUGCGGACCAGAAGCAGACGCUGCUGCACUUCCUGGCGGACCUGUGCCAAGAGGAGUACCCCGAAGUCAUGCACUUCGCUGACGAGCUCAUCCACGUGGAGAAGGCCAGCAGAGUGUCUGCUGAGAUGCUGCAGAAGAAUCUGGGUCAGAUGGGCAAGCAGAUUCAGAACCUGGAGAAGGACAUUGAGAGCUUCCCACCACCCCAGAGCGACAAGGACAAGUUCGUCGAGAAAAUGACCGUCUUCGUGGCCACCGCCAAGGAGCAGUACGAGAAGCUGGAGCUGAUGCACAAGAACAUGGAGAAGCAGUACGAGGAGCUGGGCACCUACUUCGUCUUCGACCCCCGCAAGAUCACCCCCGAGGACCUCUUCGGGGACCUCAACAACUUCAAGAACAUGUUCCAAACAGCGGUGAAGGAGAACCAGCGGCGUAAGGAGUCCGAGGAGAAGAUCCGCAAGGCCAAGCUGGCCCGGGAGAAGGCCGAGAAGGAGAAGGAGGAGAAGGCUAAGAGAAGUCAGAUCCUUGACAUCAAUGCAGAGGGUGAUGAGACUGGUAUCAUGGACGGCCUGUUGGAGGCACUGCAGUCUGGAGCUGCGUUCAGGAGGAAGAGAGGACCCCGACAAGCAGCUAACCGAAGAGGAGGUGGCCAUCCAAUGACGAACAUUCUCGCCCAAGAGCUGAUGCAGGAGGAAGCCACGCCCAAAAAGAAGGCGGCGAAGAGUAAGGAGGAGCCUUUGGGGGACGCGGAGUCACUAGAGAACCUGUUGGAGGACGUCCCCUCCCGCUCCCACUAGCCUCUGAGUCACCCCUGACCACCUUAUGGACUUCCUGUGGCGGCCACGAAACGGACUGACCGGUGGGGCUCUUGACUGAGCACCCCCCGCGUCCCCUCCUACAUGUAGAGCAUGCUGGCUGCGUUUUCUUACUGAAGUGGCCCGUGUCACUGAAGACUGGACCUCUCGGUCACUGAGGACUCCGUCUUUCCAUUUUUUUUUAUUUUUAUCAACAUCUUUAAUCUCUUGCUCUUUGUCUCAUUGCUCUUCCUGCUUCCUGCUUCUCUGUGGGGCCCUUCCAACAGAAGGGCAUCAUGGGAAAAUCCAAAGACGCACUCAAAAACGAAACUCGUCAGAAUUUCGAUGGCAAUUCCCAAUCUGCAGCUGCCAACUCCUAAGUCUGCAUCCGAGAUCCUGCCAGAAUUGGGCUGCCUGCUCAAAGCAUUCAGCAUUCAGACUUGGGGGCAUUUGUUAUGUCUGUUUUGUGUUUUUGUUCGUCUGUUUUUUAACAUAGUGCUUCUGCAGCCACUUUUUUUUUUCUUUUUUUCAGUUUGAUUAAUUGAAAAGGCAAAAUAAUAUAACAUGCUCAUUUAAUAAGUUUCUACACACAUUCAAGUGCCAAUUUUGAGGUAGGGAUUAUGUAACUGCACAUUUCAGUAAUCACAUCGUCCUAUGAGAGUGAGUUAAUGGUGGAUGGGCAACCAGUCACAAACCUCGUUAUUUAGCGGUUAAUGUGUUUUUGCUAGCGUGCGCUCGAGAUAUGUUUAUGGUGAAUGAUGUUUAUUAGGGGUAGAGAUCUGAAAGGUCUGCUACCUAAACACAUGGUUUGUGUUUCUUUUUUUUUUUUUCACUUUUCUGUCACUUUUUCAUCAUCUGAAACAUUCUGCUGUUGAUUAUGUUUCUAAAUAUAGAGAGCCUCUGAUCACGAGUGGCCCCAGCCCAUUGUGUGCGUGCGCGUGUGUUUAUGUGUGUGUGUUUAUGUGUGUCUGUGUGUGUGUGGGAUGGUUGUGUACAUUUAUGCACUGGCCCUAUAAUUACUUUGCUGCCUCCACUGUCAUAAAUACAGUUUCAUGUGCGGUGCUGAGGUUUGUGUAUGUGUGUGUGAGCAACUCACUGACUAUGAGUCUGUGCAGUGUGUGUGUGUGUGUGUGUGUGUGUGUGUGUUCAUCUGUCACAAAUAUUCAAUUUUAUACACAGCGCUCUGAUCUUUCUGCUGAGUGAACUGUCCACUGUUGGCCAGAACUGCUGAAACAGACAUGCCUGCCACAUCAUGUACAUGUGCAUGUUGUGGUCAAUUCUAAGCGAAAUGCCCAAAGGUGGUAUGGUAGCAUGCAUGUGGUAUGGUAAAUGCAAUUUACAUAAGAAAGGCAACCGUGUUACCUAUGAUUGCCUGUGUUGUUUUGGAAUGUGCAUGUUUGACAGGUAGGCAUGUAAUUUAUGCAGGUACCAGAAAUGUGCUUUUUUUGCGUUCUUAAGGUUAAUUAAGACAUUCAUCACACCAUAUACUACAUGGGUAUAGAGUCUGUAUGGGGAUAUACAGUCUGUGAAUCGACCAUGAUCAUUUUGGGGCUCCCAGUUGGGGCUUGUAUCUUAAGUCGAUCACAGGAAAAAACAAUGCACCCAUAUUAGUCUUUUAAAGCGUUGGUUCCAGGUCUGAUACCUGGCUGUGUUUCCAGUGCCUGUGGCUAUUGAAAUGCUGACCUCAGUUCAGUAACUCGCCCUUGAGACGCUUACUUUGACUCGCAUGUCGCCCCCUGAGAUCAGGAGCUCACCUCACAGUUACGCUCUGGCACAUUACCAUGGUGUUCCAGUGAGGGACUGGGCUGGUUUGUUGUGUGUAAGCCACCAUGACCAGGUUUUGUGCUCCACACACUUGUACGUUCAGGACCAAAAAUGGCUGUCAACAUCAAUGAGCUUCCAUAAAGCGUGUCUUCCUGGAUGUUUUGACUCUAGGGUUCUACCGAACGAAAACAUCCCCCCUCGCUGGACUUCAUGGAAAUGCCACACAACCACCAAAAUCAUGGCAUGGCUGCGCUGCACUGCAGUCCGUGGCCCUGCGCAGGCAGGAUAUGAGGAGGGAUGAGAGCCAGCUUGUGGUGAGGGACCGCUUGGUCCUCCGGCAUAGAGUCCGUUUCAAUUCAGUCCAGAGGCCAGGUCACUGCCAAACGGUUUUUGCCCAUUACGUGUCUUUGUUAGCCACCAAGCAAGAAGCAGAACAUGGCAAUAUUGUCAAAGUAAUAUAUAUAUAUAUAUAUAUAUAUAUAUAUAUAUAUAUAUAUAUAUAUACUGUAGGUUGCAGAAUGUUUCUUUCAGAAAAUGCUUGAAGAUGUCUGCUGUUAUUGUUUUUUCUGAAGUGAUGUGUUUCUGGAAAAGUAUCACUGGAGUAAAAGAAAAUCACGCUUUGUUACAGUUUCAUUUUCUUUUUUAAUAAAAAGGACACUUGAUUUUCUACAUGUAUUUUUAUUCAUGAUUGUGCUUUAAUGUAAAUGCAUUGAGACUGAUUCAGAUCUUCGAUCUUAUGUGGAAUUGAUUCAGAUCGAUCACAUGUUGAUAAGUCAUGUUUCAAGGACCUCAAUGUAGAAACUCUGUUGCUCAAACUCAUAUUAAAGCGUUGUCAAUAAAUUCUUGUCUUUUGC